UUUUCACACCCAACUGAGCCAAGCAGAGCAGAGUAGCCAAAACCCCGAGUUUCACAAAUCUCUCUCUCUCUCUCUAUAGCUCUAAUCAGGGCAAAGAAAUAGGAUAUGGGAGAAGGAAAGGGCUCGAGUCUGGUUCAUCUUCUGGUCGUGGUCCUCAGCUUGGUCGCCUUCGGUUUCGCCAUUGCCGCCGAGAGACGACGGAGCGUUGGUCAUAUAUUCAAUGAUGAACGUACAAAUUCAUCCUACUGUGUGUAUAACUCAGAUGUUGCUACUGGUUAUGGAGUGGGAGGCUUUUUGUUUCUUCUUUCAAGUGAAUCUUUACUUAUGGGAGUGACAAAAUGCAUGUGUUUUGGAAGACCCUUGGCUCCUGGCAGUCAUCGAGCUUGGUCGAUCAUCUAUUUUGUGUCAUCAUGGACAACUUUUCUGAUAGCAGAAGCAUGUCUGAUUGCCGGUGCGACAAAGAAUGCAUAUCACACGAAGUACCGGGAGAUGAUCUAUGCUCAGAACUUCUCCUGUGAAUCGUUACGGAAGGGUGUUUUUAUUACUGGAGCAAUAUUUGUGGUUGCAACCAUGAUUCUAAACGUGUACUACUACAUGUACUUCAACAAGGCGACUACUACUCAGGCAGCUCAGAAGACAAAUCGUCAAAGCUCAAAUAUUGGGAUGGCUGGGUAUGCAUAGAAAGAAUUCAAUUGGGUAAUGUCAUAGAUGGCUACCAAGUUUUGCACUAGAUGUUACUCAGGGUUCGAAAUGCCUUUUCUUAUGUGUAUGACUUGAACUUCAGCUAUAAUUGGAUUCCGUUUAUGUAGUUACAUAUACGUGCUAUAACGACUGCUUGCAAAGACGACAUGCAAAGUCAUAUCAUAUUAUAAGAGAGGGUUUUUGUCAUCUGGUAGGCUGGUACUUUGUAUUUUAGUUUAGGAUUAAAAAGAUAGCUCACUAUUGGAUAACAUUAAAAUGGCAUCCUGCCGUUUGUGAAUUACUGUUGGAGGACCUCCGCUUCUUUACGGGGACAGUUCCUUUUGCCCUUUUAAUGACUUAUU
Messenger RNA from Morus notabilis, 1043 nucleotides. RefSeq lists its product as uncharacterized. The transcript has 3 exons. The coding region runs from base 106 to 681 and encodes 191 amino acids. The record is from RefSeq and is a predicted model, not a curated record. NCBI's taxonomy places the organism in Eukaryota, Viridiplantae, Streptophyta, Magnoliopsida, Rosales, Moraceae.